This is a messenger RNA of Fomitiporia mediterranea MF3/22, 153 nucleotides long. RefSeq lists its product as uncharacterized. The annotation marks the transcript as partial. The transcript has a single exon. Lineage: Eukaryota; Fungi; Basidiomycota; Agaricomycetes; Hymenochaetales; Hymenochaetaceae. The record is from RefSeq and is a predicted model, not a curated record.
GGACUGCCUCCUGACGUUGCGUUUGAUUGCUUUGUCCAUGCCUGCAUUGUGAUCAAGCUUACUGAGCCCUUCCAUCAUCUUGAUACUCAACGCAGAGCAUGGGUCCAGAUGAACUACGAUACGUUAAUGCAUACGGUCUUGUCUGUGCCUUGA